CUCUGUUGGUGGUAUACUAGUUCUUCGACAAUCUUGCCAUUUCCUGUAAUUCGCGUUUCGAAAUCAAUCGCAAGCCUCUGCUCUCUCUUACCCGUACGGAUUAUCACUUCACCAACAGAGUCUAACAGCAUCAUCUUCCGCAGCAAAUCUCAGUUUUCGUCUUCAAUUUUAUGUUUUUGGAUUCUUUCUUGUGUUGAGGUCUGUCCUGGAAAGUUGAGAUUCCAACUUUUGACAGAAGAUUGGUUGUGCAUUUUUAUUUACUACUGAAGUUGAUAGCUUAUGGAGAGCCUGGGAAAUGGAAUUUAUGAUCAUGGAACGGGAGAAAGCUGAUGAAAGCUCUGGUGAAAAUAGUGUGGUAAUGGAGAAUUCAGCUACAAUGAUUGGCCCAAAAGGCAUGAUAAAACAGCAUGAAUUUGUAAGAGUUAUAAUUCAGAGCCUUUAUUCCUUGGGUUACAGAAAGUCCGCUUCUUGUUUGGAAUCAGAAUCCGGGAUUUCAUACAAAUCUGUGGAUUUGGAGUUGCUGGAGUCACAAAUACCUGAAGGAAAUUGGAAUAUAUGCAUUGAUACCCUUAAUGGAAUAAAGGAGUUGGUGGACGAGACACGAGCUUCAGCUUUGUUUCUUGUGUUCAAACAGUGUAUGUUAGAGUGUCUGAGUUGUGGAGAUGACUCUCUGGCACUGGCUGUUUUGCGGAAAAAGGUUCCUGCAUUAUUAGGGAGGGAGAAUAUAUGCAAUCUUGCUUAUAGUCUCCUUAACUUGAAGAAGAAGGACUUGAGUAACUUGGAUGAAAAUUCCAUAUUUGAGCAGCGGAGAAGGUUGUUGACAGAGUUGGAAAAAUUGCUUCCUCCUCCAACUGUGCUGCCGGAGAGAAGGUUGGAACAUCUAGUUGAAACUGCUGUUACAGCUCAAAUUGAUUCAUGUAUGUAUCACAAUUCACAGGAGGAAGUUUCACUUUAUGAGGAUCAUUGCUGUACAAGAGAACAAAUACCCACAGAGACCAUUCAGAUUUUGACUGAGCAUGAGAAUGAAGUGUGGUUCGUACAAUUCUCUAAUAAUGGAGAGUACUUGGCCUCUUCAUCAAGUGAUUGUACGGCCAUCAUAUGGAAGGUAAUGGAAGGCGAGAGGCUAACUUUUAAGCGCACCUUGCGAAGCCACCAAAAUCCAGUGUCCUUUGUGGCUUGGAGCCCUGAUGAUACGAAGUUACUAACAUGUGGAAAUGUGGAAGUUCUCAAGCUGUGGGACGUGGAAACAGGUACAUGCAAGCAUACAUUUGGAGAUCAUGGCUUCAUUGUCAGCUCAUGUGCUUGGUUUCCCGAUUCAAAGCGUCUUGUCUGUGGCAGUUCUGACCCUGAAAAAGGCAUCUGCAUGUAUGACUGUGAUGGGAAUGAGAUAAAAGCAUGGAGGGGCACAAGGAUGCCUAAGGUUUUGGAUCUUGCUGUGACGCCAGAUGGAGAACACCUUAUCAGUGUAUUUUCUGAUAAGGACAUUCGGAUAUUCAACUUGGUAACCAAUGCUGAACGAGUCAUAUCUGAGGAGCACCCAAUCACUUCCCUGUCAGUUUCCAUUAACAGCAAGUUCUUUAUUGUCAAUCUUAAUAGCCAAGAGAUCCAUUUGUGGGAUGUUGCUGGAAAAUGGGAGAAGGCAUUAAGAUAUAAGGGCCACAAACAACACAAGUAUGUCAUACGAUCCUGCUUUGGUGGGUUGAAUAGCUCAUUUAUUGCCAGUGGCAGUGAGAAUUCACAGGUCUAUAUCUGGAAUCGGCGAAACCCAAAGCCAAUAGAGGUUUUAUCUGGCCAUUUAAUGACAGUGAACUGUGUGAGUUGGAACCCUCGAAGGCAUCAAAUGCUAGCAUCAGCAAGUGAUGAUCAUACGAUCCGUAUAUGGGGGCCAAGCCAAUCCAAGAAUAUACAGCAUGAGAAGCUCAUUUGAAGGGGAAAAAAAGAAGAGUAAUGAGCUUUUAAGCCUUGCAUGUAUAGCUUAUGUUCUCAUCAAUUUGUUAUUCUUUAAUAGGCUUUGUAAAGUGGUGACAUACUGUUGUCCCUUCUCAAUUUUGGAGCACGUUAUCCCCUGUAAAUCUCCAUUCCUUCCAGGUGUUUAGCAGCUUUUUAGUUCCACUAGAGGUUUUGAGAAGGUAGGUCAUAAGUCUAAUAAAAAUUGUAGAACAGCUUGGGAUUUGAUAUUGUUGCUUUUACAUGCUAUAAUAUCAAAUGUUUUUUGUUCUAGCA
Manihot esculenta (cassava) is the source of this 2223-nucleotide messenger RNA. Its product is annotated as WD repeat-containing protein WDS homolog. The transcript is spliced from 5 exons. Bases 296 to 1927 code for a protein of 543 amino acids. The record is from RefSeq and is a predicted model, not a curated record. Lineage: Eukaryota; Viridiplantae; Streptophyta; Magnoliopsida; Malpighiales; Euphorbiaceae. Gene Ontology annotation, molecular function: protein binding.